AUGGGGUUUAGUGUUCGCAAGGAAGAUGUUCGACGUGACCAUGAAAACAACCCGUGGCAACGUAAAUGGGUUUGCUCAAACCAAGGUUUUCGACGCGACAAGUGGGCAAACCUUCUAAACUGUAAGAAAAAACCAAGACCUAUAACAAGAACGGGGUGUCUCGCACUUCUACGCGUGAACUUGGACAGGACGGAAAACACUUGGGUGGCGAAAGACUUCAAUCCGAAACAUAAUCAUGAAUUAGCUUCGAAAAGGGAAUUGCACUUCUUGCGAUCUAAUCGAGCCAUACCAGAGUCAAUCGGAGCCCAGGUAAUGUCGAUGCGACGAUCAGGUAUACGCACUUGCCACAUAUUCAACCACCUAGCACAAGAAAGAGGAGGACGUGAGUAUGUACCCUUCCUGAAAAAGGAUCUUUACAAUUGGAUUGGUCGGCAAAGACUACUUCAACACGAAGAAGAAACUGACGCUGAAGAAGCAUUGGGGUACUUGGCAUGUAUGGGCCGCUCUGAUGCUGACUUUUUUGAGACACACACAAUUGAUGUAGAAAAUAGGUUGGUUGACCUAUUUUGGGCUGAUGGAAUUUCUCGUCGUGAUUAUGCUUGUUUUGGGGACAUUUUGGCUUUCGACUCCACCUACAAGAAGAACUCAUACAAUAAGCCUCUGCUUAUCUUUGUCGGGUUGAAUCACCAUUACAGGACAAUAGUCUUUGUAGUUGCUUUGCUAUAUGACGAGACCGAGGAGACAUAUACUUGGGUUUUAGAGGAGUUUCUAGAGUGCAUGAAAAACAAACCACCUCCUGUGGUGGUCACCGACGGUGAUCAUGCUAUGGCGAAAGCAAUACAAAAAGUUUUCCCAACUUCUGUUCACCGGUUGUGUGCUUGGCAUCUUCAGAAUAAUGUAACUAUUAAUGCGCCUCAUCCUGUAUUCAAGUCCAAGUUCAAUGAACUACUUUAUCAAUACUGUACCAAGGAAGAUUUCGAGGAUACAUGGAAUAGAAUGGUUUCAGAAUUCGAAUUUGAGGAUAGUCGAUGGGCAACAACUACCUACAAUAGUAGGAGGAGUUGGGCAAAAUGUUUCCUACGAGGGCAUUUCUUUGGGGGACUAAGAACUACUCAAAGAUCAGAGUCAAUUAAUUCCUACUUGUCCCACUUCCUGACGAGUAAACUCAAACUUAGAGAUCUGGUUGGCCAAGUAGACAAGGCCAUACAAAGUAUUCGUCACACAGAACGGGAAGACGAAUUCAUCAGCAACCAUAGUACGCCACAAUUACCAUCGAACAUCCUCCAACAGUACUAUGAACAGGUGGCUUCGAUUUUGACAAGGAACAUGUACAAAAAAGUUGAGGAACAGAUCAUGAGUGCCCUGGCUUACUCAGUGGAGUCCACCAAUGUAUCCAUUGACUUCAGGUUCUACUCACUGACGCGGUUUCCAAAGGGACUUGUACAAAGUAGGGUGCGCUACCAUAUUGUCGAUGGUCAUAUAAACUGUACGUGUAUGUUGUUCGAGUCGGAUGGAAUUCCAUGUCGACAUAUAUUUGUAGUUAUGAAGUACCUCAACAUACCAUGCAUUCCUGAAUCUCUUUAUAAGGACCGGUGGAAGAAGGAUGCGAAAAACACGAUUGGGUUAAAAAAAUUAUCCCAGUCAACGGUGCCACCGGAUGUGCUAGUUUGUACAAGAUGGGGAUCUUUAACUUCGCGUUUCAAUGCAAUGGGAUACUAUGCCACAAAACAUAAUGAAAAUUUUGAAGAGGCAAUGAAUGAAAUGUCACGUAUGGAACAAAAAUUUAAGUCAAUGUCAGUGGAGGUCCAAUCUGUAGACCAAGUUUCAAAUGUGGCUCCUACUAACAGCCGCGAUCACCCCGCUAACAGAGGAAUCCGAGACCCAACUGUGGUAAGAACGAAGGGGAGGGAAACAAACAAGUCAAAAUCAAAAGAGAAGGACACAUAA
Molecule: messenger RNA, 1947 nt
Organism: Humulus lupulus (European hop)
Lineage: Eukaryota; Viridiplantae; Streptophyta; Magnoliopsida; Rosales; Cannabaceae
Product: protein FAR1-RELATED SEQUENCE 5-like
Exons: 1
Coding region: 1-1947 (648 amino acids)
Molecular function (GO): zinc ion binding
Source: RefSeq, a predicted model, not a curated record